AUGGCUGAAAAACACAUACCACUCAUGGCUAAAACAUACCUACCCUACAUGGCUGAAACAUACAUACCCCUCAUGGUUGAAACAUACCUAACCCUCAUGGCUGAAACAUACAUACCCCUCAUGGCUGAAAUAUACAUACCACUCAUGGCUGAAAUAUACAUAUCCCUCAUGGCUGAAACAUACCUACCCCUCAUGGCUGAAACAUACCUGCCCCUCAUGGCUGAAACAUACCAACCCCUCAUGGCUGAAACAUACAUACCCCUCAUAGCUGAAAUAUACAUACCCCUCAUGGCUGAAACACACAUACCUCUCAUAGCUAAACCAUAA
This is a messenger RNA of Candidula unifasciata, 327 nucleotides long. NCBI's taxonomy places the organism in Eukaryota, Metazoa, Mollusca, Gastropoda, Stylommatophora, Geomitridae. The record is from the annotation of a GenBank genome assembly.